UAGUGGUGACGAAGGCGGAACUAAACGACAACCAAACUUUGCUUCCCACUCGUUGAUUUUCGCAUUUGUAAUGUUACUCAAGUCACUCGUAGGGAGUGCCUGCACUCUACUAGGAGUUUCCACAGCCUUAAAACUCGCGCCUGUGGAAGUCAAGGCCCAAGCAGCGGCUCUCCUGCACAGCACCGUGAGGAAAACAUCAGUGGUGGACCAAGCCAACAUGAGGGUUGAACUCUUGCCUGCUCUCAGUGAUAACUACAUGUACUUGCUCAUCGACACGGACACCAAAGAAGCAGCAAUAGUGGACCCGGUGGAACCUGUCAAGGUUGUGGAGGCAGUCAGAAAACAUGGCGUCAGGCUCACAACAGUUCUGACCACUCAUCACCACUGGGAUCACGCUGGUGGGAAUGAGAAGAUGGUAAAGCUCAUGCCCGGCCUGAAAGUAUACGGAGGAGACGACCGCGUCGAUGCCAUAACGAAGAAAGUCUCGCACGGCAACAAUUUAAAAGUUGGCUCGCUUAACGUCAAAUGUCUGUUCACGCCGUGCCACACAACUGGCCACAUCUGCUACUACGUCACCAAAGAUGACAGCUCUGAGCCUCCAGCAGCUUUCACAGGGGACACAUUAUUUGUUGCCGGCUGUGGGAAAUUCUUUGAGGGCACCGCCGAGCAGAUGUACAAAGCCUUGAUUGAAAUUCUGGGACGCCUGCCUGCUGAAACGCGAGUCUACUGUGGUCAUGAGUACACUGUCAGCAACCUGAAAUUUGCACGCCACGUUGAGCCAGACAAUGAAGUCAUUCAAAAGAAGCUAGCAUGGGCAAAGGAGCAAUGCAGCAAUGGCGAGCCGACAAUCCCAUCCACUUUGGCGGAUGAAUUUACCUUUAACCCAUUUAUGAGAGUCAAAGAGAAGUCCGUACAAGAUCACGUGAAGCAGACCGAUCCAAUCGAAGCCAUGAGGUUUCUCCGUAAAGAGAAGGACGCCUUCCGAGUGCCUAAGGAGUGAUGAUGCACGGUGGACUUAAAACCGCUGAUGGCACUGCAAUAUGAUUAUCCGUACUCCACGAACUGUCUGCAUGAAACAACAGGAUCGACUUCAUCUUCUUCCUCAGUGCUCAUACUUUAUGUUAAUUAUUUUGAGGCCCAAUUUAGCUCUGAAAUGAGCAGUCAAGUUGUGUUUGGCAUCUGCCUGGGAUUGUUUUCACUAAUAUGAGGUAUUGAACGACUACUUUCAUUAAAUAAGAACAAAUAGUUUUUGAGUAUUUUUAGGUGUGUUUUGUAAAAAGUUUCAAAAACACAUUAAGCUGUUCGAAGUUAUGCUUUAUUUCCAAGAUGGGAUUUUUCUGCUUAACAACCAAUCGUUAAUAAUGGGAAGUUGUUCAUCUGGUUACGCAUUCUCUGAACAAUGCGUUCUUUACUCAUUGUGUCAACAUGAAAGGUUAGAUGUGGUUGAGUACAAAAGUUUGCAUGCAAAAAUACAAGUACAUACAGUAUAUUUUUCAUUAUUUCCUUAAGCAACAAGACCAAACCAGAAUGCAAAUAGUAAUAGGGGGGCGUGAUUUGAAUUGUACACUUUAAGGCCGUUUGUUUAUCAUCAUGCAGUUGAAUAUGUACAGCAAAUCUUUAUCUGAAAAGCUAAUUUAUAUGUACGUGUUAAUUUAGCGGAAUGUUGAUGAAUGUUUCUGGCUCGAUUAAAAUGUCUUGAUACUG
Hippocampus comes (tiger tail seahorse) is the source of this 1704-nucleotide messenger RNA. RefSeq names its product hydroxyacylglutathione hydrolase, mitochondrial. Gene Ontology annotation, molecular function: hydroxyacylglutathione hydrolase activity. Bases 71 to 1000 code for a protein of 309 amino acids. The transcript has 9 exons. The record is from RefSeq and is a predicted model, not a curated record. Gene Ontology annotation, cellular component: mitochondrion. Lineage: Eukaryota; Metazoa; Chordata; Actinopteri; Syngnathiformes; Syngnathidae. Gene Ontology annotation, biological process: glutathione metabolic process.